CGCCAGUGGUAUCCUACGUCCAUAUGGUCUCUGCCCUUUGGCCGAUGCUUGGAGAAGAGCGUUGUAGCAGGGUACCUAAAAGAUUAUGCAGAAUUUCAAUUUACUUCAGACAGCAAACAAGAUAUCUUAAAUGCAUUUAUUAAAGUAUUUAAGAGAAUUGGCGAAUCGGGUACAAUAAAUAUCGAUUCGGCACUAUCAUGGGUUUUUUUGGCCUUCUUAUUUUCCCCAUUUGAAAAUAUUAACCAAACUAAUUAUAAUUUUAUAGACAUCUUGAGAGAUCACUUGAAAAUAAUGACACAGAUCAUCCUCAGAUCACCUGAUUCUGAAGGUUCCAUAAAAGCGAAGAGGUCAUCUUAUCUUGUUUAUUUCAUUGGACCUGGUGAAAUUAAUUGGGAACUAAAAGAAGAUUCUACCGUGAAAUGCAAUUCAAAGGAGAUCUUAAGUACCGAUGAAGAGUUGUUGCUUUUGGAUGAAGAGAAUCCGCAAGGACUUUAUGAAUGUUUUGAUGAUGA
Molecule: messenger RNA, 512 nt
Organism: Acaulospora morrowiae
Lineage: Eukaryota; Fungi; Glomeromycota; Glomeromycetes; Diversisporales; Acaulosporaceae
Source: the annotation of a GenBank genome assembly